CAUUUCCAUUCACAUUUCACAAUAAAAACAGAUCUUCAUUAUUUUAUAUGGUUUCCUUCUUCAUCUCCUUCAUAAUUCUAUUUUCUUCCCCUCUCAAAAAAUUGGAAGCUUUUUCACAGGUUAUUAAUGGAGAAAACGUUGAGCGUAGUCCAACCGAAGAAGAAGGGGUCGAAUAAUAAGAUGAACCCAAAAAACAAGCAGCAGCAGCUCAAAGUGGUGUACAUAUCCAACCCCAUGAGGGUGGAGACCAGCCCGUCGGAGUUCAAAGGCGUUGUCCAAGAGCUCACCGGCCGGGACGCCGCCGACGUUCCCUCCGCGCCGGGGACCAGCAGGGGUACUGCCCGGAAACAAGAUACUGCUGAUGUGGUCGCUCCGGAGGGCAGCCGGAGCGCGGUUGUGGAAGAUUACUCCGCCCGUGGAGGGCAGCAGCGGCCGCCGGAGAGUUCAGGUCUCUCGCCGGAGGCUGCCCAGGAUUACGUGCCGGAGUUGAUAGAGGCUUUUCCGGCAGGGGUAAUGCCGUCCAACAUGUGGUAUGAUUGAUCGUACGUACGUACGUUGGUAGGUGGUAUUGAAUGUGAUUAAAUUAAAUUAAAUUAUUAUCAUGAUAUAUAUUGGACAUAUAUUUGGAUGAUGAUGAUAAUUAUUUAUAAAUUACUCGAUUAUAAACACUCCGUGCUAAUUGCUUCACUCGUUGUUUGGUUUUGGAGAAUAAAAUCUUUUCUUUUCAAAAUUAAUCUUUAUUAUCGUC
Molecule: messenger RNA, 748 nt
Organism: Cuscuta campestris
Lineage: Eukaryota; Viridiplantae; Streptophyta; Magnoliopsida; Solanales; Convolvulaceae
Source: the annotation of a GenBank genome assembly